Hippocampus comes (tiger tail seahorse) is the source of this 600-nucleotide messenger RNA. RefSeq names its product FAU ubiquitin like and ribosomal protein S30 fusion a (gene faua). The transcript is spliced from 5 exons. The record is from RefSeq and is a predicted model, not a curated record. The coding region runs from base 116 to 517 and encodes 133 amino acids. Gene Ontology annotation, cellular component: cytosolic small ribosomal subunit; ribosome. NCBI's taxonomy places the organism in Eukaryota, Metazoa, Chordata, Actinopteri, Syngnathiformes, Syngnathidae. Gene Ontology annotation, biological process: translation. Gene Ontology annotation, molecular function: protein binding; structural constituent of ribosome.
GAACUCCGUCUGUCGAUACGCAAUUUACGUAUAUGGCACAUGCGCAGUAUCGUCACCUAAGAACAGCCUUUUCUAUGCUGCGCGUCUAACGACUAGCACCCAAACGAGGAUCAAGAUGCAGCUCUUCCUGCGUGCCCAGAACACUCACACCCUUGAGGUGACCGGUCAGGAAACUGUGGGACAAAUUAAGGCUCACGUCCAGACUCUGGAGGGUCUCCUCGUGGAGGAUCAGGUGGUGCUGCUCGCAGGUUGCCCCUUGGAAGAUGAUGCCUCACUUGCAUCGUGCGGCAUUUCUGAGCACUGCACCUUGGAGGUCGCCGGCAGGCUCCUGGGAGGUAAGGUCCACGGCUCUCUGGCCCGUGCUGGAAAAGUGAGAGGCCAGACCCCCAAGGUGGAUAAGCAGGAGAAGAAGAAGAAGAAGACUGGCCGCGCCAAGCGUCGCAUCCAGUACAACCGACGCUUCGUCAAUGUGGUGCCCACCUUUGGCAAGAAGAAGGGACCCAAUGCCAACUCCUAAGAAGAGUGCGUGAUGACCAUACCGAGCCGUUUUGGCACAGUUCAAAUGUUUUCCUGCUGUGAAUAAAACGUUAAAACUCGGCA